GAAUACAAUGUAAACAACUAAAACUAGAAAAUGGCAGAGUUGAUUUGACUGGUCCCAGGUAUGGUGCAACAGUAACCUUCUCCUGUAAUGAAGGUUACAGAUUAAUUGGAACAACUUCUGCCCCAUGUAAUGAUUUCAGAUAUUAUAGGGAUAAGGAGCUUCCAUUUUGCCAAGCAAUAUCUUGUCCUACACCUCCUGAUAUCACCCAUGGAUUCCAUAAUGGUCUGGGUGGAGAAGAGUUUUUCUUUGGCUCAGCAGUAACUUACAAAUGUGACCAGGGCUUCUCUCUUAUCGGAGGGGCCUCCAUUCAUUGUACAACAAAAGAUAAUGUCAAUGGAGAAUGGAGUGGGCCUGCACCUGAAUGCAAAGUUGCGUGUCAAAAGCCAGACGUGCAAAAUGCAAACCCGCUGAACGCGUUGGAUGAAAAAAUGUGGUACAGUGUGAAUGAAACAAUUCCUUUCAAAUGCCCUCCUGGGUACCAGUUUUCAGGCCAUUCCCACCUGCCUGCAACAGACAGAUUUAGCAUUACUUGUUUAGCAGACGGCAACUGGACGGCAUUACCAAAGUGUACAAAGCAAAGCACUUCUGGUGUCUGUGAGAUGGUUCCUGAGAACAAAGAGUUCAAAGAGUGUGGUGUGCCUCUAGAGAAACUGAGAAUUCUCCUGGAAGUGCAGAAACUCUAUCUGGAGAUUGAGAAACUGAAGGAGGAGCUAAAGUCACAAUGAAUAACUGAGACCUGUGAGCCAUAUUGUGAUAAACUGUCUCCCCUUUGGAUGCAGUUUAUAUAAUUACACUACACACUGGAUGAUUUUUAAUGAUUUCAUAGAACUUGCUAAUACAGCUAAUAAUUCAGAAUAGGCAGUAAAUCGGGGAUCAGAUUUCCUUCCUGGGUGCAAGUUUUUAGGAUUUGUUGUUUGUUUUUCCCUUGAAUUUCACAAAUUUGAAUUUCCAUUUGGUGACAAACUAGGGAUUUCAGGUCCUUGUACAGGUUUUAGGGGUUAUAGUGAAGGACUGAGUUGAGAUUUGGUUUUAAUAGGUAAGCUAACCAAGUAAUAUGGAAGCAAAUUAUCAGUUGGUAUGAGCUUUAAUCCUAUGCAAAAGGAAACUCAAGAGUAACUUCAGCUUUGUUGACAUCCCACAAUUGCUGCUUACAUUUAACUUCAGUGCACCAAAUAUACACAUUCAAAGUGGUGAAUGGGUAUUUAACUGCCCGAUUUCCACACACCUUAAGAGCAGUGAUGUUAAUAAAUUCCUACACCACUCUAAAAAUGCCACACGUGCAUUAGAAGUAGAUGAUCACAAUCUCAAGUGUAGAGAAGCAACCAUCCGUGCCGUUUUCCCCAUUGCCCAAUAAACGAUAGGGGUAUUCUUUAACCUUCACCUUUGUGAUCAAGUAAUUAUGCCUGCCCUGCAGGGCUACAAUAAAAUGCAAUUGUAAU
Molecule: messenger RNA, 1439 nt
Organism: Chelonoidis abingdonii (Abingdon island giant tortoise)
Lineage: Eukaryota; Metazoa; Chordata; Testudines; Testudinidae
Source: RefSeq, a predicted model, not a curated record